Messenger RNA from Penicillium angulare, 1176 nucleotides. RefSeq lists its product as uncharacterized. The coding region runs from base 1 to 1176 and encodes 391 amino acids. The transcript has 3 exons. NCBI's taxonomy places the organism in Eukaryota, Fungi, Ascomycota, Eurotiomycetes, Eurotiales, Aspergillaceae. Gene Ontology annotation, molecular function: ferrous iron binding; acid phosphatase activity; ferric iron binding. The record is from RefSeq and is a predicted model, not a curated record.
AUGUCUACCAUGUCUCGCACUGUCUUGGCUUUAGGCCUUGCCCUCAGCGCCUCCGCCGCUAAGAACUCCAUUGUGGCCCCGACUGGCGCGGAAACGCUCACUGUUGCUCUUCUUGGAGACUAUGGCUGGACCGGUUGGCAGCCUUUGCCAUUAGACUUCUGCAACACUGCCACGCCCAAGCUCCAGGCUGCAGGUGUAGAGAUUCCUCGCGCUCUGCAAAAUGACUGCGAUGCCGGCGACCGCCAGGCAAUCAGCAAUGCUACAAUCGAAGAAACUCGUACCGCCCGGUAUAUCGAGAAGGUCUGUCUCCAAAAGAACUGCUCUGCCUUCAUUUCAGUUGGCGACAACUUUUACGACAGUGGCGUCGACUUCACCUCGGAAGGCAUUCAGCGCUUCUACGAAGGGUGGGCCGACAUGUACGUUGGCGAAGCCUUCGACGGCAAACCCUGGUACCAGGCAUUAGGUAACCACGAUAUCGUCGCUGGGCAGGCCGGUGUCGACUUCCAAACUCGCAUUGCCCCCUUGAUGGAGGACCGAUGGUACUUUGGCAAUGACAACCUACCCUAUUACACCUACGACUUAACCGGAUCCAACUGGAGCGCGACCUUCGUGGUUGUCGACUCCGACUGCUUCAUCAACAAAUAUCAGGAUAACAGCUCUGUCUAUAACACCGACUACGUCAUUUCGUGCCACAAAGAUACCAACACGCAAGUUGAGUUCCUGCGCAAGUCAUUCGCCGAGUCCGAUGCCACCUGGAAGAUUCUGCAAAUUCACCAUGGAUACAUCUCUUCCUCGUCCAACUAUACCGAGCUCCAGCCACUUAUUGAUGUCGUUCGUGAAAAUAACGGGGUGGUUGUUAAUGGCCACGAUCACUGCAUGGCACACUACCAGUAUCAGGGAAUGGACUUUGUUCUGACUGGUGGUGCUGGCUACGCUGAGGCCGGUGACUGCAACUACGGUGUCCCUCUCGGGCCCUAUGCUAAAUGGCUUGGUGCUGAUGCCAUGCAGGCAGCUAACGGCUUUGUCACUUUGGAUAUCAGUUAUGAAUCUUUGAACUUCGAGUACUACGCUCGUGACAUGAAGCUCAAGGGCGCUGAUUACUACCCCGUCAAGAACGAUAUGAAACCAUCAUACAACUUUAGCGUUACCAAGCAUGCCGCCAAGGGCAGCCACUAA